Phyllotreta striolata is the source of this 1121-nucleotide messenger RNA. Lineage: Eukaryota; Metazoa; Arthropoda; Insecta; Coleoptera; Chrysomelidae. The record is from the annotation of a GenBank genome assembly.
AAAUAAAAACAUAACCCAAUUAUAUUUCUGCUGAAUGAUGACGGCAAAUUUGCAUUUGAUAUUUACAGUUUGGAAGGUUGAAAUUUUAAAAUUUUCAGUGUAAGAAGUGCAACAAGUACAAAAUGACGACGUUGUUCGGUUGGGAUCUGCUCUACAAGAGCGUCGAGCAAGACAUUAAAAACAAUCACGAUAUUCUAGUGUGUUUAGUGCACCUCGUCCUGGUCACCAACGACUUCAAAUGCAUCGGAUUGGGCGAAUCCAAAGUUUUGGACGGCGACGAACCGAAGUCCGAGGCGCUACCGAAGAAUUGGAACGACCAGUACGCUAUAAGAUACGUACACAAAGGGAAGUUAUACAAUCUAAAAGCCACUCCAUUGGACGACGCCAUCAUGAUCAAUUUGAUCCGAAUCGACGAGAGGUCCGUGUCUUUCGUGCAAUUAAACCCCCGCAGCGUAGCCCAACGCACCGGAUCCUUAGACGAGAUGAUCCCAAACAACCAAAACAUAGUGGAACAAAUCAAAACGCAGCUAAUCGAUCGGGUGACUAUAUCGAAGAAAUCUAAAGAAUCCGGAUGUCAAACUGAUCCUCAACGAACCGCGGUUCAAGAUGACCCGCUGAUCGUACCUAACCCGAGCGUUCCGAGAACGAUCGUAAAUUUUCCGUUUUCUAUAGCGUCGGAUUACGGCAGGAGCGACCUGGAGCCACUCGGGGGCAUCGGCAUUGGACCUGUACGAGUGCCCCAACCGCCGGGCGGCGGUAUGCUCUUCCAGCCUCCAGGUCCGUCGUUUGGCGGAGGUUUUCGUGAUCCCGGUGCUCCUGUUGGUUUGCCUCCUGGAGCUCUACCCCCAGGGGCGAGAUUUGACCCAUUUAGACCGCCGGACGUGGAUAGGUAUGCUCCUAGGAGACCCAAUAGACCUGAUAACGAUGAAUUUCCACCGCCUGGUUACGACGAUAUGUUUAUGUAGAGAGUUUAUUAUUUUCAGGAUAGGUUAUACCUUUUGAUUAUUUUACUCGAUUAAAGUUAAUGAUUUAUUUUUCUAUGUUUUCGCAUUGACUUACUGUUUUUAAUUGAUUUAAAAGCGAGCAUCGAAAAUGUUAGUACUGAUCAAAAUAAAUUUGUA